This is a messenger RNA of Salvelinus namaycush (lake trout), 1146 nucleotides long. RefSeq names its product insulin-like growth factor-binding protein 3. Gene Ontology annotation, biological process: regulation of insulin-like growth factor receptor signaling pathway. The coding region runs from base 1 to 882 and encodes 293 amino acids. The record is from RefSeq and is a predicted model, not a curated record. The transcript has 4 exons. NCBI's taxonomy places the organism in Eukaryota, Metazoa, Chordata, Actinopteri, Salmoniformes, Salmonidae. Gene Ontology annotation, molecular function: fibronectin binding; insulin-like growth factor I binding; insulin-like growth factor II binding. Gene Ontology annotation, cellular component: extracellular region.
AUGGAGACCUGUUAUCGCACACUUUGGAUGACAGUUGUUCUGGCAUUGAUUACGCGGAGAUCAGCCGCGGUAGGGCCGGUUAUCCGGUGUGAACCUUGUGAUGCUGGAGCCCGGCUCCUCUGCAAGCCGUUGCCCAAGGACUGCACCGAGAGAGUUCGCGAAACUGGCUGCGGGUGCUGCAUGACUUGCGCGCUGGCAUUUGGACAGCCGUGCGGGGUGUACACGGGGAGAUGUGGCUCCGGGAUGACAUGCCAGCAGCAGCCCGGCGAGACGAAACCUCUCCAAGCUCUGCUGGAGGGACGAGGACAGUGUGCGAUUGCGACCAUUAAAAGAUCCACCGCCGCUUUACCUGCCGUCAAUGAGAUACAAGAGAAUGUGGGUGGUACUCAGGAGGAGGAGCAAAACACCACCGCCCCAGUGAUCCAAGCCCCCCAAGCCCUUUUCAGCACCAACAGACCUCCUGUAGGCCCCCCCAGACUCCCCCACCACCCCUCUCUCCUCCACCCUGUCAAGGCAGUGGUCAUCCACAGGGAGCAGCUGAAGAGGGCCCGGAGCUACAAAAUGGAGGAACUCCCUGGAGCUCACAGCACAGACCAACAGAACUUCUCCCUGGAAUCCAAGCAGGAGCCAGAGUAUGGUCCCUGUCUUAGAGAGAUGGAGAGUGUCCUCAAAGGACUGAAGAUCACAGACAUCCUCAACCCCAGAGGCUUCCACAUCCCAAACUGUGACAAUAAGGGCUUCUACAAAAAGAAACAGUGCCGUCCAUCCAAGGGCAGAAAGCGAGGGUUUUGCUGGUGUGUCGACAAGUAUGGGCAGCCAUUGCCAAGUUUCAACGGGAAGGAGAGAGGAGACACCCAGUGCUACAACUCUGAGAGCCAAUAAGACCUGAGCAGCAAGAAGGAACCAGAGAGAGAGAGAGAGAGAGAGGCGGAGAGAAAGAAAAGGGAGCCAUGAACACACAGAAAAACUAUGAGGAUAUCGGGAUCCAAAAGGGUCCAAAAUGGCUGGGCCUGGACGUGUUGGCUGGCAUUGAUGAUACUUCGCCAACAGGACCGUGUGGAAGGCAGGGCAGGAGGAGUGGCUUGAGAAGAGGACUCAUCCAAUCACACUCCUUGUGUCCAACACACACCCUCCAAUGCUAUGUGU